AUGUCUGCGCUUGAUCCGGGAGCAUCUUCAAUCACCGUCUCAGUUCGAGUGCGUCCUUUCACUAUUAGAGAAGCCGCCCAAUUAGUGAGAAAUGAUGAUGGCACACUCUUCCUGGGCGACGGCUCGCUGGCCGCGGCGCCAACCCCUAAGCUGCAUCAGCGAGGCAUUCGAAACAUCGUCAAAGUAGUUGACCACCGAUGCCUCGUCUUCGAUCCUCCCGAAGACAACCCUAUCCAGAAGUUCUCCCGAUCUGUCGUGCCCGCCUCAGGGAAGAGGGUCAAGGACCAAGUCUUUGCCUUCGACCGAGUCUUCGACGAAAAUGUCACCCAAGCCGAAGUCUACGAAGCAACCACAAAGAGCCUGCUGGAUAGCGUUUUGGACGGAUACAACGCCACAGUUUUUGCAUACGGAGCGACAGGGUGCGGAAAGACACAUACAAUUACUGGCACGGCUGCACAGCCCGGCAUCAUCUUCAUGACCAUGCAAGAAUUGUUCGAGAAAAUUGCCGACCGGAGCGAGGAGAAGGCUGCCGAAAUAACUUUGUCAUACCUGGAGAUAUACAAUGAGACAAUCCGCGACUUGUUGGUUCCAGGGGGCAGCAAGCAGGGACUCAUGCUCCGAGAAGAUUCGAAUCAAGCCGUUACGGUGUCCGGGCUGACAACGCACCAUCCCAAGGAUGUCCAGGAAGUUAUGGACAUGAUCGUCCAGGGAAACGAAUACCGAACAGUGUCUCCGACAGCAGCCAACGAGACGUCAUCGCGUUCUCAUGCUGUGCUGCAGAUCAACGUGGCACAAAAAGACCGCAACGCUUCCGUCAAUGAGCCACAUACGAUGGCAACCCUGAGCAUAAUCGACCUUGCUGGCAGCGAACGAGCCAGUGCCACAAAGAAUAGGGGAGAACGAUUGAUGGAAGGAGCCAACAUCAACAAGUCCUUGCUCGCUCUGGGCAGCUGUAUCAACGCCCUUUGUGAUCCCAAGAAGAAGAAUCAUGUUCCUUACCGGAACAGCAAGCUCACCAGGCUGCUCAAGUUCUCGCUCGGUGGCAACUGCAAGACCGUCAUGAUAGUGUGUGUGAGCCCCUCCAGCGAACACUUUGACGAGACUCAGAACACUCUGCGAUACGCCAAUCGAGCCAAAAACAUCCAAACCAAGGUCACCCGAAAUGUGUUUAACGUUAAUCGCCACGUCAAGGAUUUCCUUGUCAAGAUUGAUGAGCAAAUGGAGCAGAUCAAGCAACUGCAGGCGGAGAAAAAGACUGCAGAAGCCACAUCCUUCGCCAAAUUCAAGAAGAAUGUUGAGAAGAGGCAACAGGUCUACCGGGAGGGCGUCCUGCGCAUCCGAACAGCGUAUGAGAACUCGUCAGCCGAGAGGCAAGAGAAAAUCAACACGAUGAAGCAUCUGAAGCUUUUUGAGCGACGAAUUGGUAUGCUUUCCGCCUGGAUCGCUGCUUUCGAUACCAUUUGUGAUAAGCGGGAAGAUGAGGGUAUGCCACCGAACCUGGAGGCGAUGCGCAAGACCGCACAGGGCAUCCUGGUAGAGUUAGAGUCAAGUCGGCAACAUCUCCAUCAGAAAUUGGAACGCUCGAACUGGGAACGGGCCAUCGACUCUGCUUUGCAGCACAGUAUUGUCCAACUUCCAUCAGGCGACGGCAUAGCAGACUGCGGUGAAGCAGCAGGUCUGGCUCGUGAAGCCGAUCUCCUCAAGGCACAGCUCAUGCGGGAGGCAAACCAACAAGUAUUGGAGCAGGAAAAAGGAGCCGAUGCUGCGACCAUACAGUCGCUUCUGACCGCUCAGUUUGAGAUGUUGUCCUGUCUGACCGAGCUUGUGGCGAUGGAGGAGGAAGAUGCUGUCGCACGCGCGAAAGACAUCAUCAAAGGCAUGCUUGAGACGGGCUACUCUGCGGCAUCUCAAGUCAUCAAGCCUGACGGCUCUGUGAUGCCUGCUGAGAUGUUCCCGCCCUCCAAGCGAGGAACGCCCAAGAGAAAGAAAGGAUCCAGCAUCCAUAUCAAGCCCAUUCCCGCACCGGCGCUCGCAGGUGCCCCGCCCACGCCCAUCCGCGAGCAUGGUUCCCCUUUGAAAUCCCCCCGUCGCCGGAAGGCAGUGAAUGCAAAGAAAGGAGUUUCCUUUACACCUGUGAAAAAGAAGUCAACCCCAAAGCGGGUCCUGCGGUGGCGGGACGAAGAGACUUCAGGCACGCUCGCGGACUAUGACAAGACGCCCAAGAAAUUCGACCCGAGUCCCAUCCCACAACACAGGGAGGCUUCUCCAGAUGCGGCUGUGCCUCCCCGGCCAGCAAUGCCGUCAUACCUUCAAAGUGCAGGCGACUCCGGAUCGGACUCGAGCCCCUCACUGGUGGUGCCCAAGACCGCCAGUCUUUCCUUGGCCAAACCCAGCAGGUUCCAGGCAGGUUUCUUGUCCAAAUCUCAACCAUCUCAGGACGACGGGUCACCGCUCUCGGCACCUCCCUCAAUGCGACUGAAUUUAGCCGGUGCGUCAGACAGGAUUUCUCCAUUACGAGCCCUUGAUGUGGACAGAACGGGUAACCACCUUUCUUCUCCACGAUCUACUGGAUCCUUGCGGUCAAGUCCAAAGCCACCCAGACUCACACCGUUGGAUGAAAAUAGCCCUCCCGCUGCGAAUUUCGCCAACGCCUCCUUCUCGCCUGCCGCUUCGAACAGUGACGCCGAGUCGACCACGAAAACGAUCGAUCCGACAAAGCUCCGAACCGCUCUUCACCUCGCCAAGAGAAGAGACCGCCUAUCCUCGAUGGGGAGCACUGCGAGCGCCAACGCGAAGCGUGUCUCUAGCGUCGGUUCCUCAGGUAGCGGCAUCGACAGCAGGCGACGCUCUCUUCAUCGGGUCUCCUCCUCGUACUCCGGACCGCUUGCCUCAUCCACAAAUGGGAUCUCCCGAGACCGAAGACGACGAAGCGGAUCCGGUGAGGGGUUUGGAGCGGGUACCGCAACCUCCGAGCGUCGAAGAAGUCCUCCGAUCAGCUGCGCCGCCUCACCUCCCGCUAAUGGAGGAGCAGCUCGCGCCUUCACCGCUGGCCAGGCCAGACGAAUGAACAUGGGCGGCAGCAUGAGGCUGGAGGGGAUGGUCAGUCCGAGAGGGGUUGCGGCCAAAUCGUCGGCAGCGGCGCAGGCGAGGCUCGAUAGUAAGGCUAGGAGGAUUACCAUCGGCAGCGCUGCUGGCAUGCCAGGCGGAGCGGGGACGUCGAAGCGACCGAGUGUAGUGUGGCGAUAG
This is a messenger RNA of Diaporthe amygdali, 3246 nucleotides long. RefSeq names its product kinesin motor domain-containing protein. The transcript is spliced from 4 exons. The record is from RefSeq and is a predicted model, not a curated record. NCBI's taxonomy places the organism in Eukaryota, Fungi, Ascomycota, Sordariomycetes, Diaporthales, Diaporthaceae. The coding region runs from base 1 to 3246 and encodes 1081 amino acids. Gene Ontology annotation, biological process: microtubule-based movement. Gene Ontology annotation, molecular function: microtubule motor activity; microtubule binding; ATP binding.